Messenger RNA from Bicyclus anynana (squinting bush brown), 720 nucleotides. RefSeq names its product methyltransferase N6AMT1 (gene HemK2). Gene Ontology annotation, biological process: methylation. Lineage: Eukaryota; Metazoa; Arthropoda; Insecta; Lepidoptera; Nymphalidae. Gene Ontology annotation, cellular component: eRF1 methyltransferase complex. Bases 1 to 621 code for a protein of 206 amino acids. The record is from RefSeq and is a predicted model, not a curated record. The transcript has a single exon. Gene Ontology annotation, molecular function: protein methyltransferase activity; nucleic acid binding; S-adenosylmethionine-dependent methyltransferase activity.
AUGGAGACACCAUAUCAGAACCACAUAGACAAGGCAGAUUUUGAUUUUGUGUAUGAACCAGCCGAAGACAGUUUCCUCUUGAUUGAUGCUUUAGAAAAAGAUCUUGAAUAUUUACAAUUAAGGAAACCUACAUUCUGCUUAGAAGUCGGUUCUGGUAGUGGUGUUGUUAUAACUGCAUUGGGAAUGGCAUUACCUAAAGCACUUUGUUUUAGCACCGACAUAAAUUUGAAAGCAUGCAAUAUGACAAAGAGCACUGCGAUUAGAAACAAUGUUUUAUUGGAUUCCAUUAACAUGGAUUUGGCUACUGGCUUUGUGCAUCAUAAAUUUGAUGUUGUUAUUUUUAACCCUCCGUAUGUAGUGACAGAGACCAAUGAAUGUGGUGGAUGUGGUAUAGAGGCGAGUUGGGCUGGAGGUGUCAAAGGUAGAGAAAUUACAGACAGGCUACUCCACAUGAUACCAAAGAUACUAACCCCAAAUGGCACUUUCUACCUACUACUAAUUGAAGAUAACAUUCCACUAGAAGUUGUACAAAUUAUGUCUACAUAUAAUUACAAAUCUGAGACAGUAAUCACCAGAAAAGUAAGAAAUGAACAACAAUUGGUUUUAAAGUUUUAUAGAUAAAAAAAAAUUUAUUAUUACACAAUAAUAUAACAAUAUUUUAUAGCUAUAAGAAUGUCUUGAUAUUGUAUGUAUAAUAUAUAAAAAUAUGUUUGCAGUUUA